Messenger RNA from Exophiala oligosperma, 321 nucleotides. RefSeq lists its product as uncharacterized. The transcript is spliced from 2 exons. Lineage: Eukaryota; Fungi; Ascomycota; Eurotiomycetes; Chaetothyriales; Herpotrichiellaceae. Bases 1 to 321 code for a protein of 106 amino acids. The record is from RefSeq and is a predicted model, not a curated record.
AUGGCGCUGAUGCUGGGUCUUACCAAGUACAUCAUGGCACAAGGCCUGCUCAAAAAGUCCUCCAAAUCCGCAAAGCCCUCGGCAUCAUCGAAGAGCGCCGGUGUCACCAAGAAGGGUCCCCGAACCAUCACCCCGAAGAAGGCGAAGCUGGCCAAACAGGCCAAAAUCAACAAGAAAUACACUGCCGGACUGACAGCAAAGACAGAGGCUAUGUUGGGGGCUCGAGCAGGGCAUCUGGAGAUGCUGGGCCAGGGAAGGAAGAAGAACGCAGGUGCAGAACAAAGCAAGAGCAGCGGAAAGAAAACAGGGAACAAGUCUUGA